Molecule: messenger RNA, 10549 nt
Organism: Melanotaenia boesemani (Boeseman's rainbowfish)
Lineage: Eukaryota; Metazoa; Chordata; Actinopteri; Atheriniformes; Melanotaeniidae
Product: Down syndrome cell adhesion molecule-like protein 1 homolog
Exons: 35
Coding region: 201-6497 (2098 amino acids)
Biological process (GO): dendrite self-avoidance; homophilic cell-cell adhesion; axon guidance
Cellular component (GO): plasma membrane; axon
Molecular function (GO): cell-cell adhesion mediator activity
Source: RefSeq, a predicted model, not a curated record
AGAGAGCAGGGAACAGAGGCGGUUCUUUCUCGGUUUCUCGUUUCUCGGCGCUGGAGAGUGUGGGACCAGGGCUGGAGAGACCGCCAGGGAGCAUCAGCUGAACAAGUCCAGCACGGAGCCUCGCCUGGCCGACCGCUGCGCCGUGCACUCUUUUCGGGGACUGCACAACAUUCCUGUGAAAUAUAACUGCUUUUAAUGGCAUGUGGCUUGUAACUUUACUUCUGCUGUAUUCUUUGCAAGAAGUCAACAGUGAGGAUGUUGUCUCGACACGGCUGUACUUUGUGAACGCCUCCCUGCAGCGAGUGACCUUCUCCAGCUCGGUGGGGGUGUCCCUGCCCUGCCCUGCGGGCGGCGCCCCCCAUGCCGUCUUGCGCUGGUACCUGGCCACUGGAGACGACAUUUACGACGUUCCCCAUAUCCGCCACGUGCAUGCCAACGGCACCCUCCAGCUCUACCCUUUCUCCCCCUCUGCCUAUAACAGCAUCAUCCACGACAACGAGUACUUCUGCACUGCUGAGAACCAAGCAGGCAAGAUUCGAAGCCCCAGCAUCCACAUCAAAGCAGUGUUCAGGGAGCCCUACACAGUCCGUGUGGCCGACCAGCGCUCCAUGCGGGGUAAUGUUGCCGUGUUCAAGUGCCUCAUUCCCUCAGCCGUCCAGGAGUACGUCAGCGUGGUGUCCUGGGAGAAAGACACUGUGUCCAUCGUCCCUGGUAAUCGUUUCUUCCUGACCUCAUUUGGGGCUCUGUAUAUCUCAGAAGUACAGAAGGAAGAUGCUCUUUCCACCUACCGCUGCAUCACAAAGCACAAAUACAGUGGGGAGACUCGCCAGAGCAAUGGAGCCAGGCUCUCUGUUAUGGACCCUACGGAGUCCGCCCCGUCAGUCCUGGACAGUUUCCAGUCCGGUGAGGUACAGGUAGGGUACAGUGUGGAGCUGCCCUGCAUUGCCUCUGGAUAUCCAAAUCCUACUAUCCGAUGGUUGAAGGAUGGUCGACCAUUACCAGCAGAUUCCCGAUGGACACGGCGCAUAUCUGGCCUCACCAUUUCCGACUUAAGACUUGAAGACAGUGGCAACUAUAUCUGCGAGGUCACCAACAGCUUUGGCUCCAGAGAGGAGACCGGUCACCUCAAUGUUAUAGAACCAUUGCGGGUCACUUUGUCUCCCAAGAACCUGAAGACAGGGAUCAGCAGCACAGUCAUACUCUCUUGUGCCGUGCAAGGUUCCCCCCACUUCACUGUGUCCUGGUACCGUAACACAGAACCUGUCCUGCCUGAUCAGCACUUUUCCAUCCAGGGGGCUCACAAUGAGACACUGUUCAUUUCUGCUGCACAGAAGAGACACUCGGGAGCUUAUCAGUGCUUUGCCACGAGAAAGGGCCAAACUGCCCAGGACUUCUCCAUCAUACUGCUAGAAGAUGGAACACCCCGUAUCGUUGCCUCCUUUAGUGAAAGAGUGGUGCUUCCGGGUGAACCGUUUUCCCUAAUGUGUGCUGCCAAAGGCGCCCCACCACCCACCAUCACCUGGACCCUGGACGACGAGCCUGUGGCCCGGGAUCUGUCACGUGUCAGAACUAGCCAGUACACGCUUUCUGACGGGAGCACUGUGAGCCAUGUCAAUGUCAGCAGCCCACAGAUUCGUGAUGGAGGAGUGUAUCGGUGCGCCGCACGAAACUCGGCCGGUAGUGCCGAGUACCAAGCGCGCAUAAACGUAAGAGGUCCCCCAAGAAUUCGGCCCAUGAAGAAUAUCACUGCAGUGGCAGGAAGAAACACUUUCAUAAACUGCCGUGUGAUUGGGUAUCCAUACUACUCGAUUAACUGGUACAAGGAGGGACUGCUGCUGCCUGACAACCAUCGACAGGUGGUAUUUGAGAAUGGGACUUUAAAACUCAGCGAUGUUCAGAAGGGGAUGGAUGAGGGGGCCUAUGUCUGCAGCGUGCUGAUCCAACCACAGCUGUUCAUCACGCAGACUGUUUAUGUCACUGUCAAAGUUCCUCCGCUGAUCCAACCGUUUGACUUUCCCCCAACUUCCAUCGGCAAAUUGAUGUACAUUGCUUGCGUGGUGUCAUCUGGAGACAUGCCCAUACGCAUCACAUGGCGCAAGGACGGCCAGGAGAUUGUGCCCUCCUCGGGUAUCACCAUAGACACAAAGGAGUUCAUGAGUUCCCUCCAGAUAUCCAAGGUGUCACUUAAACACAAUGGCAACUACACUUGCAUUGCAAGCAAUGAUGCUGCCACUGUCAGUACAGAGAGGCAGCUCACUGUUACAGUGCCACCUCGGUUUGUUGUGCAGCCCAACAACCAGGAUGGGAUCUAUGGGAAGGCAGCAAUCCUGAACUGUUCCGUUGAUGGAUACCCUCCUCCUAAGGUCAUGUGGAAGCAUGCCAGAGGUGCACUAGCGGGUAUUGGGAACCCACAGCAGUACCACCCUGUACCUCUAACAGGCCGCAUUCAGAUCAUGGGUAACGGCUCUUUACUUAUCCGACAUGUCCUGGAAGAGGAUCGCGGUUUCUACCUCUGUCAGGCCUCCAAUGGGGUGGGCUCAGACAUCAGCAAGAGCAUGGUCCUCACAGUCAAGAUCCCAGCAAUGAUCACCAGUCACCCCAACACCACAAUGGCUAAGAAGGGUCAUGUGAAGGAGCUGAACUGCACAGCCAGGGGAGAAUGGCCCAUCAUCAUCCGCUGGGAGAGAGGCGACACGGUCAUUGACCCUGACCGCAACCACCGCUACUCCAUAACCACUAGUCCCAAUGAAAAGACAGAUGAGGUGUUGUCAACACUCAAGCUAAAGCCAGCAGAGCGUGAGGAUUCAGUCUUCUUCUCCUGCCAUGCCAUUAACUCUUACGGAGAAGGACGAGGCCUUAUCCAGCUAACAGUACAAGAGCCUCCAGACCCUCCAGAGCUGGAGGUGCGAGAAGUGAAAGAUCGUAGUAUGAAUCUCAGAUGGACGCAGAGAUUUGAUGGAAACAGCGUCAUUACUUCCUAUGACAUUGAAUAUAAAAACAAGACAGAUUCCUGGGAACUGAAGCAUGCCACUCGAAACAUCUCUCCUACAAACAACCAGGCCAAUAUAGUGGACCUUCACCCUGCCUCUGUCUACAGCAUUCGCAUGUACUCCUACAACGUUAUAGGGAAGAGCGAAGCCAGUAAAGAGCUCACCAUUAGCACAGAGGAAGCACAACCUGAUGGUCCUCCAAUGGAUGUGAUCCUGCAGCCAGUGACUUCUCAGAGUAUCAGAGUCACAUGGAAGGCUCCAAGGAAGGAGCUGCAGAACGGAGUGAUCCGGGGUUACCAGAUUGGCUACAGAGAGAAUGGCCCAGGUAGUAAUGGCCAGUACAGCAUUGUGGAGAUGAAGGCCACUGGAGACAGUGAGGUCUACACCCUGGACAACCUGAAGAAGUUUGCACAGUACGGUGUGGUUGUCCAGGCCUUUAACAGAGCCGGAACCGGGCCUUCAAGCUCCGAAAUCAAUGCCACAACACUUGAAGAUGUGCCUAGUCAACCACCUCAGAAUGUGCGAGCCAUCUCUGUAACAUCAGAUGAGGCAGUGAUCACAUGGGCUGAGCCUCCAAGACUGACACUGCACGGUGUCUUGAAGGGAUAUCGUAUUGUGUUUUGGGCUGUCUUCCCAGAUGGAGAGUGGGGUGAAAUGCAAAACAUCACAACUACCAAGGAGCAGGUGGAGCUCAGAGGCCUUGAAAAGUUUACUAACUACAGCAUCCAGGUGCUGGCAUUCACCCAGGCAGGAGACGGUGUCAGGAGCAAUGUGCUGUAUAUCCAAACCCGCGAAGACUACCCUGGACCCCCAGCUGGCAUCAAAGCUGUGCCCUCCUCUGCCAGCAGUGUUGUAGUGUCAUGGUUACCCCCUCACAAACCAAAUGGAAUCAUCCGCAAAUACACCAUCUACUGCUCCAGCCCUGGCUCAGGCCAACCGCUGCCAAGUGAGUAUGAAGCCAAUCCAGAGCUGCUGUUUUAUCGGAUCACCCACCUCAACCACCGGCAGCAGUACCUGAUCUGGGCUGCAGCUGUAACCACUGCAGGCCGUGGUAACUUUAGUGAAAAAGUCACAGUGGAGCCAGCUGCCAAAGCCCCGGCUAAAAUCCUGUCUUUUGGGGGUACAGUGACUACACCUUGGAUGAAAGAGGUGCGGCUGCCCUGUAGUUCAGUGGGUGAACCCACACCAACCAUAAAAUGGACCAAAGACAGUGAGGACACAGCAAUCCCAGUGUCUGUUGAUGGACAGCGUCUCAUUCUGACCAAUGGCACACUGGUGCUGCGCUCUGUCAAAGCUGAAGACUCCGGUUACUACACUUGCACAGCCACCAACACUCUGGGCUUUGACACAAUUAUAGUCAACCUUUUAGUGCAAGUCCCACCAGAUCAACCUCGUCUAACUGUCUCCACCACUUCAACUUCCUCCAUUACUCUUGCUUGGAUACCAGGAGAUAAUGGAGGCAGCUCCAUCAGAGGAUUUGUGCUGCAAUACUCUGUGGACAACACGGAGGAAUGGAAAGAUGCUUUUAUCAGCUCUAGCGAGCGUUCAUUUAAACUGGACAAUCUGCGUUGUGGGACCUGGUAUAAAGUCAAGUUGGCUGCUAAGAACAGCGUUGGUGCUGGACGCAUCAGCGAGAUCAUUGAGGCAAAGACUCAUGGGCGAGAGCCACAGUUCAACAAAGACCAACCUGUCUUCACCCACAUUAACUCCAGCCACGCUCGCCUCAACUUGCAGGGUUGGGCAAGUGGAGGCUGUCCAAUCACUUCUGUCACACUGGAGUUUCGACCAAAAGGUACAUGGGCAUGGCAGAAUGUGCGUACCAAUGCCACCACAGACGUCUUUCUGGCAGAACUGCGUGAGGCCACCUGGUAUGAACUGAAGAUGAAAGCAUGUAACAGUGCUGGCUGUGGCAACCAGAGCUCCCAGUUUGCAACGCUGGACUAUGAUGGCAGCACAAUUCCUCCCAUUAAAUCUCCCCUGGAAAAGAACGACGAUGUCAAAAAGCUGUUCUCCAUUGGUUGUCCAGUGAUCCUGGUCACGCUCGGCAUUGCACUGCUCUUCAUCAUUCGCAAGAAGCGCAAAGAGAAGAGGCUGAAGAGAUUAAGAGAUGCCAAAAGCCUGGCAGAGAUGCUUAUCAGUAAAAACAACCGGAGCUUUGACACACCGGUUAAAGGACCUCCUCAGGGCCCACGGCUACACAUCGACAUCCCGAGAGUGCAGUUACUAAUUGAGGAUAAAGAAGGCAUCAAGCAAAUUGGUGAUGACAAAGCUACUAUCCCUGUGACAGACACAGAGUUCAACCAAACUGGGAACCCUCAGAGCUUCUGCACUGGUGUGUCUGUCCAUCACCCUGCCCUCAUCCAAAACACCGGUCCAUUAAUAGACAUGUCUGACAUCAGACCAGGAACCAACCCAGUGUCAAGAAAGAGUGUUAAAUCAGCCCACAGUAUCAGGAACCGCUACUCCAGUCAGUGGACUCUGACCAAGUGUCAGUCUUCUACGCCGGCCCGCACUCUCACUUCAGACUGGCGCACAGUUGGCUCCCAGCAUGGCAUCACAGUCACAGAGAGUGACAGCUACAGUGCCAGCCUCUCACAGGACACAGAUAAAGGACGAAACAGCAUGGUGUCUACAGAGAGUGCCUCCUCAACCUACGAGGAGUUGGCAAGAGCAUAUGAGCAUGCCAAGCUGGAGGAGCACCUUCAACAUGCCAAAUUUGAGAUUACAGAGUGCUUUAUCUCUGACAGCUCAUCUGAUCAGAUGACCACAGGUACCAAUGACAAUGCAGAUAGCAUGACAUCUAUGAGCACACCAUCAGAGCCUGGUAUCUGCCGUUUCACUGCCUCUCCACCCAAACCCCAAGACUACGACCGUGGCAAGAAUGUAGCUGUGCCCAUUCCACAUCGCGCCAAGAGUGACUACUGCAACUUACCCCUCUACAUGAAGUCAGAUCCCUUUUUUCGAAAGCGGUCAGAACAUCAUGACCCUUGUCCAGUGGUUCCACCGCGUGAAGCCUCUAUUCGUGGCCUGGCCCAACGGGCUUACCACACCCAGGGUCGCCAUGUGACUAUGGACUCUGCAAAGCAGCAGGCCCUUACAAUGGGCCACUCUGGCCUGUCCAACCUCACUUCCUCUGGGGCUUCCUCUGGAGGAGCAACAGGAGGCGGUGGUGGAGGUAGCGGAAGUGGAGGGUUGUCUGCUAGCUCUAGUAGCUCCACACUUCCACAAAGGACUCUCACCAUGCCUGGCUCAUCUGCUGCAUCUGCUCAGAUUGCAGCUGCUUCUGCAGCUGCUACUGCCGCAGCUGCAGGGGCAUCAUCCUGCUCCGGUGGAGGUGGGUCAGCAGGGCCCACAGGAGGGACCCCUGGAGGUGCCUCCUCUUCUUCCUCCAAGAUGGGAGGAUCCAGAGACUCUCUUUUGGAGAGCAGCUCCUCGGGUUUAGGCAGACUGCAGAAGCAGAGGGAUGGAGGCUCCGGGGCUUACUCCAAGUCCUACACAUUGGUGUAGCCCACCAUCACCGGGGUCUGUCACUGUAACUCUUAAUAAAAUUCUGGUCAAGCCAGUGCUUGUCUGGAGCCUUUAUGGUUAACAUGGGGUGAGGAACUACACAUGCACAGCUUACCCAUUAGUGCCUGUGCUGCACCAGGCUACAGGGAGCUGGUUAGGUUCCCACUGACACUAUUGUUGGAAGGGGUCAGAGUUGGGUCUCCACAGCACAAGGGUUAGCCUUUCUUUUCUGCCUGAUUGCUUUCUUAUUUCUUUGUUAUUAUUCUGUCAUUAUGCUUUCUGAUUUCAUCACCCUGGAAGUCACUUACCAAAACAUAAAUAAUCUAUCUGUUCACUCCUUAUUUAAACUUUUCUGGCAAGGACACAGUAGUUAUACACAAAAUGCUUUCCACAUCCGCUGUCUUGUUUACUGAAUCAAGACAGUUGUAGAAUGAACCAGGUAUCUUGAGAUGUGUGCUUUUAGGUUUUAAAAUCUGUUAUUUUUCUGGUCUCCUAUGGAAAAUUAGCUCAUAUCAUAGCAUUGUGCCAUGGCGGGAUGCUUAUACUGUAUGCAUAAAACACCAGCUCUGGUGUUACAUUGGCUCUGUGAGGUUAGUCCAUCAUGGAUUCAUACAACAGAGACAGUGGAAGAACUGUUGUCUCAAUACUUAGUUUGGAGCCACGGGGUCUUUACUUAUACAUGCAAUUGAUGACACACCAUAGUGGUCAUUAGUAAAGCUUUUAUGAACAGACUCAAAGCAGAGUGGAUAAAAAUGUUAAGCAUCAUCAAAUGAAACAUGAUUUCAGAUCUUUUUUCAUCAGUUUUUGGUUUAUUUUUCAAUGACUGAAUUAUACUCUCAUGUGCACUAAGAAAAAGUUAGAAUGGAUACAAAUAACAGAAAACGUCAAAAGCCUGCGUGUGCGUGUGUGUGUGGGUGUAUAUGUGUAAAUAUAAAUGUAUACAUGUGGCAGGCACACACCAACAAUGGACCUUUUUAAAGUCAAUCUUUAUGCUGACUUCUUGGGCAGAUGUCUCUGUCGAAGCAGAACCCCUCCCCAUUGUUUAUUUUGUACUUGUUAAAGGGGAUAUGAAACAGUAAUGAUGUAGAUGAUGCUGAAAAUGUAACACUAUGAUUCUAAUUUGGUCCAGCAUUUUGAACUUUGUUUUGUUGACUGUGACUGACAACAUGGCAGAGGAAGUGCAAACUACUGACGAUGAAGAAGAAGGUUUAUGAGAAUGCAAUUCCAGAUGUUUAAAGAUAGGUUCCUCCUUUGUCUCUUUAAAUUCAGAGCAACAAAGGAAAAUACCCUUUUAUAGAUCAUCAUGGUGCAACAAUACCAUAAAUUCACUCAUUUUACCUGUUAUCUCUUUGCAUUCUUUCCCACCUUUCCUUGUAGCCACCCAAUUCCCCCGUCAUUUCCAUACAGUGUCACUGUGAUCUACAGCUAGCGUACAAGCUAGUCAAUGACAGACACAGACUGAGAGAAGAGGUCUAAUAUGCACAGACAGGCAGACAUGCUUUUUGACUUUCAGUGACAACUUGACUGGAGAAUCAAGUUGUAAACACAGCAAAUUUUUAGAGAUGUGUAAGAAAAAUUCAUAUUUAUAUGAUCAUGAAUUUAUGAAGACACUGAGAUUAUAGUCAGAAUGAUCAAGUGUUGAUGUGACUUGAAAAUGAGCAGCAGAUGCAGAAAUAAGUGGUCUUUAAAACUAAGAACUUUCUUCAAACCCCUCCACCUUUCAGAAGUUGAUUUUAGCUUUAUGCAUGGUACUGUAGCUGUUCCAUUUUUUUCAUUUUGUUAUCUUUGUUUGCUUUUAUGUUUGUUUUGUUUCUCAUUUCUUCUCCUGAAGCUUAAUCCCAUAACAAAGAUCGUUCCAAAAAAAGAGUUGCUCCAAAAGUUUUGCAAUGGUAAAACAUAACAUCAGGGCUCUCGCAAUAGAAAAAGGAAAAAGAUAUCAUAUAUGUUUCUUUUCAAAAGUAUGUACAUAUAUAUUUCUAUUCAAAUAUAUAGCAAAUAUAUGAAUAUUGAAAAAAGCAGAGAAGUAUAAAAGCCGCUCUAAUUGAAAAUAUAUAUAAAAGAUCACAAGACAAUCGCUCAGAGUGAAGAAUCACAAGAAGGAUGGAAGAAAAUGAAGAAGGGAAGUUUAAACGGGUAUUACAACCAUGGACAGAAGAUUUUGGAGAAAAAGGAGGUGGUGUGAAAGUAAGUUAGUGUUAAUGGUGAAAGUGAGGUUUGAGGAAUGAUACAUCGACCCCCUUGUGAUUUUGUGAAGGACAAGCACAGUGUGGGAUUGUGUUGCUGAUUAACUGUGGUCUAUGGCUCAGUGCAGAAAGUGUGGUGUUGCAAAAGAAAACAGUAAAACAAGGACAGCCUACAGUAAUUGAGCCUCUUGUGUUAUGUUGUAUUGUACCUUUCCAAAGGUUUAUUCAUAAACAAUGCCUUUACUAUAUUUAACACAGAAGACCAACAAGCAUUUCUGUUUCUUAUCUGUAUCUUUGCAAGUUCCCUCCAAAAAUCCAGGACUGCAAGCCGGUGAACAUGUCACAAAGUUAGAAUUAUAACUGCAGAUAACUGUGUUCUUGCUUAAUUUCAUAUUCAAAUUUGACAAGGGAGACUUGUAUUUUGCUUCCUAUGGUUAGUCAUGGAUGUGAUGCCUUUUAUUUUGGCCUUUAUGUUUCAAGUUAUGCAAAUACUUGUCCUGAGGAAAAAACAUGAGUUUGGGAAAUGGUUAGACCUGUUUUGACAAACGAAAACAGGAGCUACCUGACUCCACUUGUAUGGAUAUUAGCUGGAUUGAUGAAAUAAACUUUUAACCAACAUGCUUUUCCCAGAUGUUCACUGAAGUUGAUAACAUUGAUUUUCUGUCAGUUUGCUGGAAGUAAAUGUAAUUUUUAUGUUUAAAGAACACUCCACCAUGAUUUUUGUGUGAAUUAUUGACCAGAAACGUUUCCUGUUCCUGCUCCUCAAAAGAAGCAGUACAAUUUUGUAUGUUUUAAUUUUCUUCUUCAUUUUAACCAGAUUUGUGAAGCACUGCAAAAACACUUUGGUGAUUGAUGUGUUACGUUUAUUUUCACUUCUUAACCUAAGCUGACACAAUGCAUCAGCCUGAGAAAAACUAAAAGAAAACAAAUAAAAAAAAAACUUUGCAGCUGGUUGCCUUACUUUUUAAAAUCAUCUCAACUUUAUCUUUAAGAGCUAAGCUAGUUCAUUUCUUUUUAAUCAGAAGCUCAGUUUUAAAGGUCAUUUCAAUAACAUCGACAUUGAACAUUGAGUUAUUUUCCAUUCUCAGCCAUUCCUUUUGACCACUUUUUAAAUUUUAAUAAUUCAUUAUGUAAAAAUGAUCUUUGGAUUUGUCCUUAAAAUAUAAUAACAUACUUUCAAACUGACUUCUUCUGCAUGUGAAAGGCCAACUUCACAUUUUUCACAUCUGCCAACAAUUCAAACUUCCACAGCUUCCUCCUCUGUACCCUUUUUGCCCCAAUUUUCAACAUUGUUUCUACAUUAUAACAGAAGACUUGUGUACAUAAGGAAGUGUUUUGUAUAAAUGAGUACUAUUUUCAACAUCUUCACUAAAAACCAGGGCACAAUGUAAACAUUGAACUAAAGUUAAUGUAAUGAGAAACUAUAGAAAUAUAAUGAUAACUACUUUAUGCUGUUUUUGGACCAGUUAAAACAUGUGGACCAUGCAUAGUUACAGUAAUUAAUAAUUUUUUUUUCUUAUUUUACUGAGACUUUGGUUUCAUAGCCUGUUUUUUCUAUUUUGGUUUGUUUUUAAUUUAAAAUUGUUUUGUUAUCCCACUUUUUAGGGGAGGCUGCAGAGGCAUUGCAUGCUUUGAAAAUUUUGCUGGUUAUAAAAGAAAACGGGAAAGUGUGAAUUGAAUGAUUUAAAAAGGGGUUUAAUGAAAAAUGAACAUUUAAGAUAUCCUGAGGAUGUCCCUAAAACUUUGGAAAAGUGUUGCUUCAAUUUGCAGUUGCUUGUGUUUAAAUCUAAAUUUUUCUUUUCUAUGAAAACAAACAAAAAUGGGAGAAAAAAAAUCACACCUUGUGCAAUAAAGCUAUCUUUUUAUAAA